AUGCCAUACCCAAUCCAGGCCGUCGCUGUAGCAGGCGUAACAGGCAACACUGGCCCGACAGUCACCAAAGCACUCGUCGAUGCUGGCUUCAGAGUAACAGCUCUUACACGUUCAACCACCAAAACAGAAGCUCUCGGUGGUCUAGAUAUCAAGAUCACAGAAGUGAAUUACCUCUCUCAUGAAUCUCUCGUGUCCGCACUCCAGGGAAUCGAUGCGGUGGUGGUUUGUGGAGUGGGAAUGCUCCCCGAGCAAACAAAUCUAAUAGACGCCUCCAUCGCUUCGCACGUAAGCCAUUUCCUCCCCGCCGACUUCGCCAGCGAGCUCGACACACCAGCAAAGCGCAACCUGCGAGUACACAGAGAUAAAGUCCUCACUUUAGACUACUUGCGCGCUCGUCAAUCUCAAAUUUCGUACACUAGUAUUCAUACUGGUCCAUUGCUAGACUACCUCCUCAAUAUCGGCGUGCUUGUCAACCUGAAAGGUCGCAGUAUCACGCUAUUUGACGAUGGAGAGAAGAGAUUCAGUACCACGACCAUGGGCACAGCGAGUAAAGCCGUAGUUACUGUCUUGAAGAAUGGUGAGAAAUUCGCGAAUCGAAAUGUGAGAGUUCACGAUGUUGUGAUGAGUCAGAACCAGCUUUGGAGCCUGGCGAAGGAGAUUGUGCCCGGUACGGAGUGGAGCGUUACGAAGAUGAAUACGGGGGCUUGCGCGAAGCAGGCUGAGGAGGCGUUUAAGUUGGAUCCGGAUAGUAGGAUGGGGAUUCAGUUGGAGAAGGUGGUGGGCGUGUUUGGGAAGGAGCAUAGUUCGGAUUUUGGGGAGGCGGAUAAUGCGGAGUUGGGGAUUGCAAUUAUGACUGAGGGGGAGUUGAAAGAAUUGCUGGCGAGGUUUGUUUGA
This is a messenger RNA of Cadophora gregata, 894 nucleotides long. RefSeq lists its product as uncharacterized. Bases 1 to 894 code for a protein of 297 amino acids. Gene Ontology annotation, molecular function: oxidoreductase activity. The transcript has 2 exons. The record is from RefSeq and is a predicted model, not a curated record. Lineage: Eukaryota; Fungi; Ascomycota; Leotiomycetes; Helotiales; Ploettnerulaceae.